UUGUCUGUUUUGGAGAUACAGUAUGUAAUAAUUACUCUCUCUGUUCUGUGCGGCCGUGUAGAAAGCCUCUCCAACCCCAGCAAUCAGUUUGGAUUCAAGCAUAUAAGAAGCCAGCAAUCCUGUUAACAGCAAGUUGUGUCUGUCAAGUGUGGGACCAAGUUGGCUGUCGACGAGGAAGACCCCCAAAGAUUGGCGAGAUACCGAGGCAUAGCUGUCUGGACAAAUCAGAAGAUGAAGACCUUUCUGAAGUGCUGGCUUCCCAAGAUGUACCGCCGGCUCCCAGUAAACAGCGAUUGAGACCUACAGAUGACGACCUUAUUAAUACAGUGAAGAUGGGGCCAGGCGUUGCUCAGGCUGAAUGUAGGAGCUCUAUGGGGGACGUUUCCCCCCAGCUGUGGAGUCGUGUCCCCAUACAUGUUCAAGAGAGUGCGGAAGAAAAACUUUCCUUGGAAGAACAGCGGGAGGAUCUUCAAACAAAAGUGGAAAGACUUACUCUCAAACCUUGCUGGGGAAGCGAAGGUCUCAGACGGACAUCUCUACCACCUGAGGAUGGCAAAAAAGCCAUCAGGUGAUUCAUCGGAACAUGAGAUUUCGUGGAGUGCGUUUCGCUCUAUACCAAAGUGUGGACAUAACCGGGUGCCUCGAAUUACGUACAGCCACUCUCAGGAUAGUCAUAUGGUCCGGAGUGGGUCGAAUCGGCCCAUCUACCCGUCUCUCCCAUUUUCUCCCUACUGCUCACCCAACUCUUCUCCCCGCCUUCGAAGGAACCCGACGAAAGAGUCCAGUCGUGUUUCCAUAGAAACCUAUCCAAAUUAUGUGCAGCUCAACCAAUACAAAAUCAAGAAGGAAAUAGGCCAGUAUAAUCAAGUGAGUGAAGGAGAUGAAAAAACAAGAGAUGCUGUAACAAAAAAACUUAUCCUAGAAAUUGAUCCCAAAACAAAGAAAGAACUCGUAGAAGUUCACCCCAUUCUGACUUCAAAGUUGAAACCACAUCAGUCAGAAGGAGUCAAGUUUAUGUGGGAAUGUACAGUUGAAUCUCUUGAACAGUUGAAAUCUGGAAAAGGAUCUGGAUGCAUCUUAGCACACUGUAUGGGGCUGGGGAAAACCCUACAGGUUAUAACAUUUGUUCACACAUUGCUUAAUAACCAGUACACAAAGGACUACUUUUCGAAGGUGCUGGUGGUGUGUCCAUACAAUACUAUCCUUAACUGGAACAGGGAGUUCAAUUUGUGGCUUGAAGAUGAUGAGCUUCAUAUGAAUGUAUAUGAACUUGCUAGUGUGCGAGAUAACCGUACCAGAGCCAAUAAGCUUGAUGAAUGGCAAGAAGAUGGAGGUGUAAUAAUAUUGGGUUAUGAUCUCUUUCGCCUUUUGGUUCAAGAAAAGUCUCAUGGAAAACGAAUUUCAAAGAAGCUUCGAGGUAGUUUUUGUUCUGCAUUACUUGAUCCAGGUCGACAACCACCGGGUCGUGAUGGAAGACGACAAGUCCCUCAUCCAUUGGUGCAGAUAUACAGGGAGAUUGCGAUCUUAAAGAAGUUGAAUCACCCAAACAUAGUCAAGCUGAUUGAGGUCCUUGAUGAUCCUGAUGACGACAAUCUGUAUAUGGUUUUUGAACUUCUAGAGAAAGGGGCGGUGAUUGAUAUACCAACAGAGAGUGUCCUUUCUGAAGAACAGGCGUGGAAGUACUUUCGAAACAUUGUAAUGGGCAUUGAGUACCUUCACUAUCAGAAAAUCAUCCACAGAGACAUCAAACCAUCUAACCUUCUUCUUGAUGAUCAAGACAAUAUACUGAUAGCAGAUUUUGGGGUUUGUAACCAGUUUGAAGGAGUAGAUGCUUUCCUCUCUGGAACUGCUGGUACACCAGCUUUUGUUGCACCAGAGGCUCUUCGUGGUAAUAAAGGUAGAUACAGUGGAAAGGCAGUUGACAUUUGGGCAAUGGGCAUCACCCUGUACAGCUUUGUCUUUGGGAAUGUCCCAUUUCAUGAUAACAAUAUUCUAGUGUUGUACAACAAAAUCAGAAACCAACCACUAACUUUCCCUGCCAACCCAAACAUCAGUGAUGAACUAAAAGAUCUGCUGAAAAGGAUGCUACAUAAAGAUCCAGUUGAGAGAAUAACAUUACCUGUAAUUAAGGUUCACCAGUGGGUGACAAAAUUUGAAACAUUUCCACUUCUGUCAGAGGAAGAAAACUGUGUACUUAUUGAAAUAACACAAGAAGAUAUUGAUCAUUGUGUUCGAUCAAUUCCCAAACUGGAUACUCUAAUUCUGGUUAAGAGUAUGUUGAAGAAACACUCCUUUGGAAAUCCAUUCAAAGACAAUCCGUACCUGUAUCGGCACCAGUUUCUUAGAACUGGACGUUCCAACUCUGCACCAUCCUCAUAUGAGCUUUAUAUGGAUAGAAAAGUUUCUGUAGAGUGUACACUUCCAGCUCUUCAAGAGAUUAGUCCAGUGAGACCUGGUGAUAAAAUUGUUGAAAAUUCUGUUCAUGAAACUAGACCUGGUGACAGAAUAUUAAAUAACACAUCAAUAUUUCAUCAAGAAACUAACCACAAUAGAUUGGUUAAUGAAGAUGCAAGCAACUCCUUUCAGGAGAAUACUUUUAUCAAUGAAACUGUAAAAGAUGAACUUGGAAAAAUUAAAGAUUCUGGAUUAUAUUGACAAGUCCCUUUCACCUUGCAGACCAGUCAUCAGUGCAAAGGCUAUCCUCCCCUCUUCUUGAAGAUGCAAAUUUAUAGAAGUUUGUUCAAAGAAUAAAAAAUGUCAAAUUUGAAACACACACAAAAAGAAAAAAAAAGAGUGAGAUUUGAUAAUAGAAAUGAAAAGAAAUAGAUGUGUGAUGGAAAGUUCGUGCCUAAAUCACCCAUUCUGCCUUUCCUAUCAUGCAUGUCAGGAUUGCUACAGGUUAGUCAAGUUUGUGGUUUGCAAGGCUGAACAAAGAUGAAGCAAACUUUGCAUGAUAUGCAUGCACUUCAACUAGAAUGUCUCAGCUCAACAUUUUGCUAGCUGUCACCACCUCUUAAAAUUUUAAGGAAUUUAUAUUUUGGUUUUAAGAAAUUAUUUUCUAUAUUUGCACCUCCGAAGUAAUUACAAUUAUUAAGAAGUGACAAAGAGCUUAAUACUGUAAUUUAGAGUAAUAGAUAUCUUUUAAUAAUUUUGGGUAAAUUACCAAAAACCAGUUAGAUGUUCACACUUUAGUGGGACAGUCAGAUGUUUAUAAUGUACUGGAACACUUAGAUGUUCAAACUAUAGUGUGACAGGUGUCUACAAUGUAGUGGGACAAGUGUUUACAGUGUAAUAAGACUGGUGUUCAUACUGUAGUAGGACAGCUAAGUAUUCAUAGUAUAAUGAGAGACAGUUAGAUGUUCACACUUUAGUGGGACAGUCAGAUGUUUAUAAUGUACUGGAACACUUAGAUGUUCAAACUAUAGUGUGAUAGGUGUCUACAAUGUAGUGGGACAAGUGUUUACAGUGUAAUAAGACUGGUGUUCAUACUGUAGUAGGACAGCUAAGUAUUCAUAGUAUAAUGAGAGACAGUUAGGUGUUCACAGUUUAGUGGAAUAGUUAAAUGUUCACACCGUAAUAGGACAGUUGCUUACAGUGUAACAGAGCAGGUACUUGCAUGUACAGGGAUAGUUAGGUGUUCCAAGUAUUGUGAAAUAGGGGUAGACAGUGUGUUGUAUAUUCAGGUGUUCACAGUGUAGUGAGACUGUGAUAUGCUCACAGUGUAGUGAGACCAUGACGUGCUCACAGUCUAAUGAGACUGUGAUGUGCUCAUGGUCUACUGAAACGGUGACAUGCUCACAGUGUAAUGAGACUGUGAGGUGUUCAUGAUGUACUGGGACAUUUAAAUGUUCACACUAUAAAGGGACACAGGUUACCAGUGUAUUGGAACAGGUAUUAGUAAUAUAUACAGAAACAAUUAGUUGUUCACACUAUAGUGGAACAAGGGUUCCCAGUGUAUUGGAAUAGGCAUUAGUAACAUACAAGAACAAUUAGUUGUAAACACUAGUGGAACAGGGGUUAGCAGUGUAUUGGAACAGAAAUGAAUAAUAUAC
Limulus polyphemus (Atlantic horseshoe crab) is the source of this 4052-nucleotide messenger RNA. RefSeq names its product calcium/calmodulin-dependent protein kinase kinase 2-like. The transcript is spliced from 18 exons. The record is from RefSeq and is a predicted model, not a curated record. The coding region runs from base 415 to 2655 and encodes 746 amino acids. Lineage: Eukaryota; Metazoa; Arthropoda; Merostomata; Xiphosura; Limulidae. Gene Ontology annotation, molecular function: protein kinase activity; ATP-dependent chromatin remodeler activity; ATP binding. Gene Ontology annotation, biological process: activation of protein kinase activity; protein phosphorylation; CAMKK-AMPK signaling cascade.